Molecule: messenger RNA, 1752 nt
Organism: Scatophagus argus
Lineage: Eukaryota; Metazoa; Chordata; Actinopteri; Scatophagidae
Gene: stpg1
Product: sperm-tail PG-rich repeat containing 1
Exons: 8
Coding region: 100-1029 (309 amino acids)
Biological process (GO): epigenetic programing of male pronucleus
Cellular component (GO): germinal vesicle; female pronucleus; male pronucleus
Molecular function (GO): chromatin binding; histone binding
Source: RefSeq, a predicted model, not a curated record
UACGGCGCCAUAGCAACGCGAUCUGUUGAGUUGAGUUUUCCUGUGCGUUCAGAUUUACUGACUUCAUUAAAAACUUCCUACGUGAUAUCCAACUCAGCUAUGGGCAACAUGUACCGCGGAUUAAAAAAAACAGAUAAUACCCCGGCUUAUACAGUUUCACCUUCAAUACCAACGAAAUACCAAAGAGUGCUGCUAACAAACCAAGAAAAGAAGGGCUUUUCAUCUCAAGCUAAGAGAUUCCCUUCACAAGAAUAUCUGAAUGAAAAUCCAGGACCAGGCAGCUAUGACUGCUUCUCCUGUGCUGAAGGGAAAAGUCCUUCCUUCUCAAAGAAAGGCACCACAGGCUUUGUUGCUGGCAAGGCUCCUAGGGCUUCCAGUAACCCACAGAGAGACAUCCCAGGACCAAAUGCAUACAACCUACAGAGCUCCCUCAUACACAAAUAUGACUUCAACCAUGGCGUCUCCAGGGUGUUCAGGUUGCCUGUGGGAGUGCAGCUGGAUGGUCUGAAGCACAGAACUCCAGCCCCGAAUCAAUAUGAUGUCAGUUGUGCUACCAGACAGAGAUUCUCCUCAGUGGUUGGUACAUCAGCUUUCCUGUCGAAAACUGGACGUGACUCUUUUUGCCCAAACAAUGAUGUGCCGUCACCAUGCCAUUAUGAAGUAAGCAAUGUAAGCCAGCAGGGCCCCAAGGCAGUCUUGUCCCCCUUCAAAUCAAAAAGUCAGAGAAUCCUUGCUCCGGUAGACAACCGUGUACCAGGUCCAGGGGCCUACAGUCCCCAUCAGAGCCCUGCAGUGGUGAAGGGCACCAUCCGUCCGAGGGGGUUUUAUUUGGCAAUAUCAGCACCUCCGCUGAUUGUACCUAAGGACCCUCCCUUGCCAGGCCCUGGGCAGUACAACAUAAGGAAUUAUGACAACCCGUCUAAGCGUCCCAUCCCCACUGCUGCAUUUGCAUCCAGGACUGAAAGAAUACUCCUGAACCCACAGGCUGAUGCAAGGCCAGGCCCAGCUAGACAAAUACAGGUGGUGUGAUGUUUCUAGAGCAUCUACAGAAAACUUCUUGAAGACACUGAGCAAUAAACACCAGAUUAUGUUAUCUAUAAAAGAGAAAAGGGUUUUUCUAGACUGAUUAUUUCAUGCACAUUUGCAGAUUAGUCUGGGAUGCUGACAUCUGCACAAUAUUCACACGCAAGUUUAUUUUGUAGUAGUCAUGUGCUAAUUUGCUUUAAAUGCUAAUACAGCUUUAAUAAAUAAAUUAAGAUUAGAUUAGGUUUGCAGUAAAUUUGCAUCCCUACUCUGGGAGCUGCUGAGUGUGGUAAGUGUAGGAAGGUGCUGAUUUAAGUGUAUGUAAAUGAGGCAGGUUAAGGAAAAGUAGGUGCACAUGAAAGUUUAAUGACAGCAUUUCAUCAUAAAACAACUCCUGGAAUUUGCCCAGGAUUUUUUGCUUUAACCCUAUGACUUCCACUUUUUAAAUCUCGCUGUUUAUCUGCUUGUAAAUAGUCUAGUUAAGUCCAAGUCCAAAACCAAGUCAACUCAAGUCUGAAUCAAGUCACAAGUCCUUAAAGUUAGAGUCGAGUCCGAGUCCUGAGCUCGAGUACUACAAGCCUGGUUGGGUCACCGUUUUGUAAUGAGCCAUCACGUUUGAUAUCUUCAGAAAUGUCAUAAAUGCAUGUGUAAGAGAAACUAAAACCGUUCUGCAUUGUCCAUCAUAAAUCUUGAAUACAACUAGAUGCAAACUCGAGAUUAAGAGGUAGC